GUAGUCCUCGUCAGACGUCAGCUGACUGUGGCGGUGCUGAGUGGAAGUUGUCAGACACAGCCCGGGCGGGCGGCAUGGAGUUCUCCGCUCUGGAGACUGUGUGUGUGGGCUCCAGCUUAGCCCUGGCCGGGCUCUGCUACUACAUGUACCGGCAGCAGCAGGCGGCUGUGAGGAGGAUACAGACAGCUCCUAAACUCCAGGUGGGCGCAGACCUGAGGACCCUGCUGGACUCCUGCCAGGAGCUGAGCUAUGUGGUGCUGCAGGGAAGGGUUGAAGCCGCUGGUACGCCUCUGUGCAGCCAGAACCAUCCACAUCUCCUGGCUGUAAUUCAAAAGAACCAGAUGGUGGAGCAUCGUCUUUUCUGGAACAGCCUGACAAAUAGCUGGAGCGAGUAUGUGCGAGUACUUUACGAGAAUGUGAAGUCAGUCCCCUUCCAUUUGCGUCCUCUGGAGGAUGGAGAUGAAUCUGUACUUGUAUGUGAUCCAUUAAAUGCGACUGGUCUGACUUUGGAAACUGUUUAUGAGCGGUUUGAAUCUGCUUCUCUGAGCCUCCGGGAGCUUCUGGGACAUUACCUGAGUGGAGAAAAGCCCACUGGCUUCCUAGAGACGGAGGAGAUUCUUCCUGUGGGCGCAGUGCUGACUGGACUAGGAAAACUGGUCCUGAACAAAGAUGGGGUAAUAACUUUACAGCCCCCCCAAAGUGGAUGUCAGUAUUUCUUAUCCCAGGCGGGAUAUGAGGAUAUAUUACAUGAACAAGAAUCUAUAGCGUCCCUUUGGAGAGAAGGGACAUUAGUCUGUGGAGUUCUGGGCGCUUCGAUCUUCGGCUUUGCAUUGUAUCAGGCCUAUCAAAGACAUAAAGAAAAAAACAGAAGACAGGAGUUCUCCGAAGAAGUGCAGACAGAUAGUUACUUGCCUGAGGAUGAGACAUCUUCUGAAAGACUGUGUGUAAUCUGUGUUUCAAGACUACGGGAUUGUGUGAUACUGCCUUGUGGACAUGUAUGCUGCUGUUUUCUGUGUUACCGGGCUCUACCGAACCAGCUGUGCCCUAUUUGUAGAUGCCAUAUAGAAAGGGUAGUUCCUCUGCACUAGAAUAAAAUUAUAUGGCGUGUUUGCUGCCCCUACACAUUAGAUAGAAAUUGGUUGAUGAUUGAACAUCAGUUGAACAAUCAAUCAUCUGGUGAACGUUCCUUUCACAGACAUGGCCAUGCACAUUUGAGUCCAUAUUGGCUGUUGCCCAAAUUGCCUAUAAACGUUCAAUGAAGCCGGAGGAUAGACGUUCUUUCAAAGAAAGAUCUUUCGUCCGACUAUUGGAUAAAAAUAUUGAACACGGCAGACUUCUUUUCAAACUAUAAUGCUCUGUCAUUAGUCAGAUAAAAUGAUCAUUCAUUGUUAAAUUUCACCCAAUGAACUUUUUUUGGUUGAAAUAAUCCGUUUUGAUCAACUUUAGACUAAUGUGUAUGACCACCUUAAGAGCUGUUUUGCACAAGCAAGUCCAUUGCAGGAAUCACACUCCGUGUGUGAGCGUGAUCCUCCGUUUUGGACUUGCAGGAGCGCACGGCAUUAUCAUGAUUUAUAAUGCUGUGUGUCUCUGCUUGACUGUACAGAUACAGAAUCAUAGUGACAUAAAGCUGUCAGUAUGCCCCUGUAGAAGUAAAGUCAAGCAGAGACGCACAUAACAUUCUAAAUCAUGAUAAUGCUGCAAGUCCAGAACGGAGGAUCACGCUCUGUGCUAUGGACUCGAUCACGUGAAACAGCCCUAAUGGUAUGACCACAUGGUCAGGUUUCUGGGUGCAGUUUUGAAAGCUAAAAUCAGGAGUGAAAUUAAAAAAAGAGACGUAAUAUCUGUCCUUUAUACAUUCUCAACUUUUAUGAUCCAGUAUUGAUUUUGGCUUCCAAAACUGCAUCUACAAACCUGGCCGUGUGGUCAUACCCUGAAAAGGCGAGCUAAUUUGUUUCUGAACAAAGAGGCACCAUGACACUCAUUCUCAAUAUGAUCAAAUGUGUCCAUUGCCUGAUCGUUAAUAAAUCUUAUUUCAUGGGAACUACAGAAAUGUUUCACAUGGAACUAUAGUUGUAUAUCGCUUCAUAUAAGGACUAGACCUCAAAACAUUGUAUUGGUUUUUAGGUUUUCUGGAACUUGAAUAUUGAUGAUCUGUCUUUAGCAUAGGUCAUCAGUAUCAGACUCCAGCACCCAUACCGAUCAGCCGAUAGAAGGAGCCUCGGCAGCACAUCUUUGUUCAGAAGCUAUUGAGAAGGAGCUAGGAUGAUAGAAAUGUCUGCUGGGGCUGCAGCUGCUGUGCUGGUCCAAUCGACUAAUUACAAAUGCACUGUUUAGUUGGUCUGCAUUGUUAAUGGCGUUACGAUAUUGCAGAGGCCGCGUGGCCAUUAACAGUGCAGACAGACUAAACAGUGCGGUUGAUUAGCUACUUGGAGCUCACUGUGAUUUGUACAGCCACAUGGUACUUGUCCGUACCUCGACCACAUCCAAAGGCUACAUGCACACGACUGUUGUGUGUUUUGCGGUCUGCAAAUUGCGGGUCCGCAAAACACGGAUGAUGUCCGUGUGCGUUCUGCCAUUUGCGGAACGGCACGGACAGCCAUUGAUA
This is a messenger RNA of Bufo gargarizans (Asiatic toad), 2605 nucleotides long. RefSeq names its product mitochondrial ubiquitin ligase activator of nfkb 1-A-like. The record is from RefSeq and is a predicted model, not a curated record. NCBI's taxonomy places the organism in Eukaryota, Metazoa, Chordata, Amphibia, Anura, Bufonidae. Gene Ontology annotation, biological process: organelle organization; protein ubiquitination. Bases 75 to 1088 code for a protein of 337 amino acids. The transcript is spliced from 4 exons. Gene Ontology annotation, molecular function: ubiquitin-protein transferase activity.